This is a messenger RNA of Penicillium diatomitis, 888 nucleotides long. RefSeq lists its product as uncharacterized. The record is from RefSeq and is a predicted model, not a curated record. Lineage: Eukaryota; Fungi; Ascomycota; Eurotiomycetes; Eurotiales; Aspergillaceae. The transcript is spliced from 5 exons. The annotation marks the transcript as partial.
GACGCGCUAAACAACGAUUUCUCGCUUAACAAGGCCGCAGACAAGCUUCAUUGCCAUGGCUUCUCAUUCGGAGGGGAUGAUUUACGAUUCAAUCGGAUAACUUACCGUCAUUCUCGGAUUUUCCUACGAUCUACCAAGAAUAUUCUGAUCUUCUACACGCCUCCGCCUGGCGUUCCUAAUACUUUGUAUCCUUCCUGUCCCGGCCUAGAACAGCGCGAUUCUACCGCCUACCAGACCUUCAGAACCUUCCUGAUUUCUCCUACCCGCCAUUUAGACCUCGUCAUUCCUUCGCCUACCGAAAGGUCUAACCAAAUUCCAAGCCCCUAUCACGAUAUCAGCUCAACCAAAUUUAACGAGUACCUGGUCCUUUUACCUUUGAGAGUCAGUAUCUCGUCCCAGUUUCAGGACAAGACUUCAAUAAACCCUAAAUUGAUCUCUUCGUUGGAUGGCCAGACGGGGGGAUCGGAAGAAAUUGAAAGCGAAAAGGAGGUACAGUAUCUAGCUGCUAUCGCGGUCGAGCAAACACAAACACUUCGUCUGACCGAGAAAGAAAGCGAUCUCGAUGAUUUUAACGUGUCCAUCAGGUCAUAUAUCCUACUUACAGCUAGGCAGGCUACAGUGAAGGAUAGAGCAGAGAGAGAGAAUUUCCUAGAAGAGCUCCAGAGGCGCGUAGUACAGGUAUCCAUUAUCCAGUCGGAAAGGGUGCAAAUCUGCGUGGCGGGAGUACUGAACAUUAUGGAGUCUUAUUCUCGCGAGUGGCAGGGCAGAUGGGCUGGCUCUGAGGAUGAAAGCACGUUGCUGCGGCGAAUUCUUCUGGACAAUUCGCAGCUAAACAGUUUGCCUUCUGGAACCGUUCACGGGUUUCCAAGGAGUUCAACUUUGAGCUAG